AUGUCUUCAAUAAAUCAAUAUGAAUUAUUGAAAAUAAAUGGUUCAUGGAAAGAUCGUCUUAAAUAUAUUUUAUCAUUGACUGAUAAAAAUGAUAUAGAAAAACAUUUAAAAGAAUCAUCCAAGUCAUCUUAUGAUGAUUUAAAGAUGUUGAUUUCUUUAUCAUUAUCAACUAAGAAUGAGAAAAAUUUAUUCGACAUAUUUAAAAACAAUUCAUUACCAACACAACAACGAGCUUCUGCUGGUCAACGUUGGAUUCUACUUCAAAAAGAUCCAAAACAAAUUCAAAAUUUUAUUGUUGAAUCAAUCAAUGAUAAAAGUCUUCCUCGAUAUUUGAAACAUCAAAUAUUAAAAGAUCUUCAUCGAAUUGAUUGCUUAAAAAAAUCUUCAUCAUUUUUUUAUGAUCUUGCUUGUCAUUUAACAGAAUCAAAUAAUCAUGAUCAAUAUAAUAUAGAUGCCUAUUUAGUACCAUAUUGUAAAUACGAUCAAAUAAUUGAUCUUUUAUCACGAUGGUCAUUAAAACGUUUUGAACAAAUUAAUUUAUCAUCAGCAUUUUAUUUUAAAUUAAUUCGUUAUCAACCUCUUAUUAUCAUUCAUUUAAUGAAAGCUGAUUUAAAUGAAUACAAAAAUGAUUAUGAAAAAUUUUCAAAUUAUUUUAACAAAAAAUAUAAAACAUUUGAAUUAAUUUCAAAAAAAGAACCAAAAACAUUGAUGAAUUUAACAAUUGAAUAUUUAAAUCAAUUAGAGAAACAUAAAAGAUUUUUACCUUAUUUUAUUCAUUGCAACAGUACAUAUUUUUUUGAAAAAUGUCCAGAAGAAAUGAUUCAAAUCAUAACAAUUAUUGCUUCAAAUCAACCAGGUCAAAUGAAAUAUGCAUCAAGCUGGAGCAAUGAUGGAUAUGAUUUUAGUUCACUUCAAAUAUCUCGUUCAUUUUCUAUUGAAAAUUAUGUUCGUUUAUUUCUUGUUUUAUAUGAUACAUGUAAAUGGUCAUCAAAUUAUACAAUUGUUGAUAUUAUUAUUGAAAAACAUAUUGGAAAAGAAUUAUUCUUAAAAAAAUUAUUAAAAGAAGGAAAUGAAGAGAAUCUUCGUCUAUUUCAAAUGUAUCCAGAAUUUACAACACCACUUUCUAUUCAUAUAUUAUCACAAUCUGAACGUGAUAGAGCAGUUGAUGAUAAAGAACGUUUAUCAUUUCUUCGUUAUCAACUAAUGACACAAGAAAUUUUUGAUAAAUUUUUAUCCUUAUUUAAAAAAACGGGUUCAGAUGUUAAUUAA
Messenger RNA from Rotaria sordida, 1269 nucleotides. Lineage: Eukaryota; Metazoa; Rotifera; Eurotatoria; Philodinida; Philodinidae. The record is from the annotation of a GenBank genome assembly.